This is a messenger RNA of Acaulospora morrowiae, 2712 nucleotides long. NCBI's taxonomy places the organism in Eukaryota, Fungi, Glomeromycota, Glomeromycetes, Diversisporales, Acaulosporaceae. The record is from the annotation of a GenBank genome assembly.
AUGUCUAAUGGUGCAAAGCUCCGUGGAAAAACCGCGGUCAAAGAAGACAAUGAGCUUCCUUUUGUUGAAUCCGAUGACAAUCAAUGUGAGUCGGUGCAUGCAGGGAGGAGACCAAAAAUCCAGCGGCAAAAUUAUCGAAGGCAAACAGAUAAAAAACGAAAUUACGAACAAAUGAAACUUGCAUCAUCUGCGCGGAGCGAGAAAUCGGAUGAUGAUGAUAAAAAUGAGGGAAGCGAUACUGUGAAGCUUGAGGUUAACCGAAAUGAUGAGUUAAUAAAGGCUAAACGAACUCGUGUAGACGCAGCCGAUAAGAUUGUUGGGGGAAUGGAGACGAAGGGUGAAAUUGAAAGGACCAAGAAGAUUCCGUUAAAGAGCUGGAGUCAAGAGGAAACCAAAAUAAUAGUUUCAAAUAUCCUACAACGCCCACACUCGAUCUCGACACUUGCUCAACAAUUUCCACAUAGAACCAAGAUUGCUGUGGAACGCAAAGUUGUCCAAAUGAUUUCGAAAAUUAGAAAAAGUUACGGGAUCGAAAUGCAAUUUCUAAUCGAUUUUCGAUCAUCAUCAAUUCGGCACUUCCUUUCCAAUAGUUCAAGUUUUCCCAAAUUUUCUUUAUCUUCCAAAAAACAUAAUUUUUUAGAUUCGUAUUUGUCAUCGAAAUUUUCAAAAAUCAAUAGUAAAAAACAUUUUAACACUUGUAAAGAUUCAAAAAUCCAAAAAUGCAAUAUCAUUCAAACAAAUAAUGAAGGGAGCUUUAAAACAGAUAGGAGAGCACCAUUUCAAAUUCAAGUUGUCAAGAGAAAUUUUGUGUCAAUUUCUGCGAAAAACCCUGAAUGCUCAAAGUAUGAUGUUAUAGUUGUUGGUGGUGGCCACGCAGGUUCCGAAGCUUGUGCAGCCGCCGCCCGUGUAGGUGCAAAAACUUUGUUAGUAACACAAAGGCUAGAUACCAUUGGUGAAAUGUCAUGCAACCCAUCUUUUGGAGGUAUUGGUAAAGGAAUAUUGAUUAGAGAAAUUGAUGCAUUGGAUGGAUUAUGUGGAAAGAUUUCCGAUUUAGCGGGUAUACAAUUUCACAUAUUAAAUCGAUCGAAAGGUCCUGCUGUGCAUGGUCCAAGGGCACAAAUAGAUAGAAAAUUGUAUAAAAAGUAUAUGCAAGAAUGUCUAUUUAAUUAUCCUAACUUAACAAUAAAAUCGGCGAGUGUGCAUGAUCUUGCGAUGAUAUAUAACCCAUCAAUCCUCGGAGAUGACCAGCAAGUAUCUGGAGAAGUCCAAGGAAUCAAGUUAGACUCCAUUAAUAUUGAGUAUAAUUUAGAUACUGGGGAGAUAAUACAUGCUCCCAAAGUGAUUCUUACUACUGGCACCUUUCUCCAGGGUGAAAUACAUAUUGAUGAAAUAAAUUGUAAUUACAAAUUAGGAAGGGUGGUUUAUCCUGCAGGAAGGUUUGAAGAGGCUCCGUCGAUAGGGCUUUCUAAAACUUUAGAAUUAUUGGGGUUUAAACUUGGGAGAUUGAAAACAGGAACACCACCAAGAUUAGACGGGAGGACCAUAAAUUAUUCAAAUUUAAAAGUUCAAGUUGGCGAUGUACCCGCCACGCCAUUCUCUUUUAUUCAUACUUCUGUCCCUCAUGAGUCAAAUCAAGUUGUCUGUCAUCAGACAAGGACAAAUCUUGAUACGCAUAAAAUCAUUAAAGAUAAUCUAUCUCAGAGCAUUCAUAUUCGGGAGACUGUAAAGGGACCGAGGUAUUGUCCAUCAAUUGAAUCAAAGGUCAUAAGAUUCACCGAGAAACAAAGUCAUAUCAUAUGGCUUGAGCCGGAAGGAUUGGAAAACGUAACAAUGUUGAGGCCAGGAUAUGGUGUGGAAUAUGAUCAUGUGGACCCACGAGAAUUAAAACCGACACUGGAAACCCAUCGUGUUAAAGGUUUAUAUUUGGCGGGACAAAUUAAUGGAACCACUGGUUAUGAAGAAGCUGCUGCACAGGGGAUUGUUGCUGGCAUUAAUGCCGGUCGAGCAACUCAGGACAAAUCAUCAUUCAUAAUUGAUCGUUCGGACGCAUACAUUGGAGUCCUGAUAGAUGAUUUAACAACAAAAGGGGUCGAGGAACCUUAUCGAAUGUUUACGUCCCGUUCAGAGUAUAGAUUAUCGCUUAGAGCUGAUAACGCUGAUGUUAAGUGUGAACACGUAUCGUUAGGUAAUGAAGCAGGAUGCGUGUCCGAACACCGAUGGAAAUGUUAUCAGGAAAUCGAAGAGCAAAUUCUUAAAGGCACCGAACUACUUCGAAAAUUUUCUUUCUCACCACAAAAAUGGAAUGCCAUGGGAAUUAAUGUUGGUUUUGAUGGUGUCGUUAGGAGUGCCAUUGAUAUAAUCGGGUCUCGUAAUAUGACUAUUGAUGAUUUAAUCCAUGUUAUCCCUGAACUAUCUCAAAUCAAGAAAUCCGUGCGCCAUAGGUUGGUUAUUGAAGCGAUAUAUAAGGAAUAUCUGGAAAAACAAGAACACGAAGUACAGGCGUUUAAGAAAGAUGAAAGAAUGUUAAUACCCGAAAAUCUGAACUACGACACGGUAACCAAUCUAUCGAAAGAAAUCAGAUAUAAGCUUAAACUAAUUAAGCCCAACACGUUGGGGGCGGCAAAAAGAAUAGAAGGAAUGACACCGGCGAGUAUAGUUGCAUUAAUGAAAUAUGUACAAAAGCAAAAUAAUAAUAGUGCGUCAAAUUUCUGA